UAAUUUUCUGAGCGGCUGGUUAGAGUUAGGCGAAGAUCACGUGUUGACGACGGGCCAGCUCAACCUCGGGCUUUUUGGUGUCAACUUCCUUGGGGAAAGCCAUAGUGUGACCACCUCGUUCGCCUUCUGUUCCUCUGGCUCUCUGGAUUCAGCACCGACAGCUCGAGUUUCUCGCGGAAGCCUUUGUUUUAGAUCUACUUGCCAUACUGUUUAUCAAUGGCAGUUAACGGCAGCGAAGGAAUCUUCCAACCUCAGCCGCUGCGCACCUUCGCCCAAACGUCCAGCACAGUCACCAGUUCAAGCACCAGCACAAACACCAGCUCUUCACCUCAGUUCUCCGUCACGCCCGACAAGCCCUCUGCAUCUGAAUAUGACUACAGCAGCGAUACAGACUCCAUAGGGGGUGCGCCCCACAAGUCGCAGUCAAUAGUCUCAUUGACUACCUCGGCUCUCGUCGGAAUCUUUGGCAACUCGCUCAACGACGCAAACAGUCGAGCGUCGACCCCGGACCUGCUACAGACUCAACCUUCGUCUUCCACAAAUCUAUAUGGCGAUGGGGUUGCGCGGCUUCGCAGAAAUGAGGGAGGCAGCCUCGGUAGACAGUCCGGUCGCCCGCCAUUCGGCAAGACUCUGAGCGCUUCGCAGCUUCAGCAGCAACAACGACGCCGGUAUUCGAACGCUGCUAUCGCCUCGUCUGCCAAUGGAUCUUCCACAAGGCUGAUACUGUUUGGGAAGAUAAGCCUGCUCUUCUCGUUUGGUGUUGCAUAUGGACACCUCAUUACACAGUUGCAGGACAACCACUUUGUCACCAACACGACUCUGAACGUCGAUCCUAUCGGCAGUUUUACUUUGACCUGGGGAUUUAUGGGUAUCGCGUUGGGCUCGAUUCUUCCGUUUGUGGAUUCAAUAUCGCCAGCGCUGUUUGGACCGACCAAGAAUAGUCUGCUGAAUUCGUCUGGAAGUGGCGUGACUAUGCUGAUGUACCCUAUAAUCCGCGCGGUCGGUAUUUUCAUUGGUGUUUCCUAUGGCAUUCGGCAUUUGCCUUGGACAUCCACGCUACAGGGAGCUGUCGUCUUGGCGGUUCUGAAUCCGCUUCUGUGGUUUGCCAUCGAUACUUCCGUCAAUGGUUUCAUACUAUCCUCCCUGACUGCUAUCAGCGGCACCAUUCUCUUUGCGUAUUUCUAUCCCACCCAUCUCCCUACCUCCAGCGGCUGGUCCGAAGACUACAUCGCGGUCGCGACAUGGAUCGCGUCAAUCUUUUUCUGCAGCUCGAUUUGCUUCGGCAUGAUAGGCCGGAAACUUCUAGGUCCGAAGAAUGACAGCGCAGCAUCCGCGAUCUCUCCUCGGUAGUAGUCGCAUCGUCACUCAUUGCUCUCUGUUCUUUUCCCUUCUGCUUCUCCUGAGUGAUUGCUCCAGGAGUAAUUUUUUUGUUUGAUUUGACUUUGAUGGUAGAUUAUACUGUCGUUGAAAAGCACAUAUCCGUAUCCUUUUGGAGCUCGAUUCUGUCUUUGUUUUUUUCUUGGUACAUCUCAAUAAUCCACAUUUUGUAUUGUCUUCCUCUCGUGUUCCUACUCUAUUUGCUUUGGUCAGUCUAGCGGGAUGUCGUGAGGACUUGGGUACGAGUUUGUCGCUGUAUAUCUUUUGGUGACGGAUAAGCGUGUUUGAAGGUCUACAGUAAUGUUUACGACCGUUCUGAAUGAAUCAUACUACAUCAUUCAAUAACCAAGUCUGCU
Messenger RNA from Myxozyma melibiosi, 1733 nucleotides. Its product is annotated as insulin-induced protein-domain-containing protein. The record is from RefSeq and is a predicted model, not a curated record. The transcript is spliced from 3 exons. Gene Ontology annotation, biological process: sterol biosynthetic process. Gene Ontology annotation, cellular component: endoplasmic reticulum. The coding region runs from base 217 to 1350 and encodes 377 amino acids. Lineage: Eukaryota; Fungi; Ascomycota; Lipomycetes; Lipomycetales; Lipomycetaceae.